Messenger RNA from Penicillium coprophilum, 1671 nucleotides. RefSeq names its product DEAD-box ATP-dependent RNA helicase DBP2. The record is from RefSeq and is a predicted model, not a curated record. The coding region runs from base 1 to 1671 and encodes 556 amino acids. Lineage: Eukaryota; Fungi; Ascomycota; Eurotiomycetes; Eurotiales; Aspergillaceae. The transcript is spliced from 6 exons. Gene Ontology annotation, molecular function: ATP binding; RNA binding; RNA helicase activity. Gene Ontology annotation, cellular component: nucleus; cytoplasm; ribonucleoprotein complex. Gene Ontology annotation, biological process: rRNA processing.
AUGUCGUACGGAGGUGGCUACUCUCGCGGUGGCGGCGGUGGUGGUGAUUCCUACCGCUCCCGUGGAGGUGACAACGGCGGCUACUCUAACGGUGGCUACGGCGGUGGCCGUGGAGGUGGUAGCGGCGGUUACGGCGGUGGCUACGGCGGCGGUGGUGGUUACGGUGGUGGUGGUGGUGGUUAUGGCGGUGGUGCCGGCGGUGAUCGCAUGAACAACCUCGGCGCUGGCCUGAAGACCCAAGACUGGGAUCCCAGCACCAUGCCCAAGUUCGAGAAGUCAUUCUACAAGGAGCAUCCUGAUGUCACUGCGCGCUCUGAGGAAGAUAUUCAAGCCUUCCGCAAGGAGAAGGAGAUGGCUGUUCAGGGUACCAACGUGCCCCGUCCCGUCAAGACCUUCGACGAGGCUGGUUUCCCUGCUUACGUCCUGUCCGAGGUUAAGGCCCAGGGCUUCGAAGCUCCUACUGCUAUCCAGUCCCAGGGUUGGCCUAUGGCUCUCUCCGGCCGCGAUGUUGUGGGUAUUGCCGAGACUGGUUCCGGCAAGACUCUGAGUUACUGUCUCCCUGCUAUCGUUCACAUCAACGCUCAGCCUCUCCUCGCCCCCGGCGAUGGUCCUAUUGUUCUUGUUCUGGCUCCUACUCGUGAGUUGGCUGUCCAGAUUCAGGCCGAGAUUACCAAGUUUGGAAAGUCCUCCCGUAUCCGCAACACCUGUGUCUACGGUGGUGUCCCCAAGGGUCCUCAGAUUCGUGACCUGUCUCGCGGUGUUGAGGUUUGCAUUGCUACUCCCGGCCGUCUGAUCGAUAUGCUCGAGGCUGGUCGCACCAACCUUCGUCGUGUCACUUAUCUCGUUCUUGACGAGGCUGAUCGUAUGCUCGAUAUGGGUUUCGAGCCCCAAAUUCGCAAGAUCAUUGGCCAGAUUCGUCCUGAUCGUCAGACUUGCAUGUGGUCCGCCACCUGGCCCAAGGAAGUUCGUCAGCUCGCUUCUGAUUUCCUCAGCGACUACAUUCAAGUCAACGUUGGUUCCACCGACCUCUCCGCCAACCACCGCAUCACACAGAUUGUCGAGGUCGUUUCCGACUUCGAGAAGCGCGACAAGAUGAUCAAGCAUCUUGAGAAGAUCAUGGAGGACCGCUCCAACAAGUGCAUCAUUUUCACUGGCACCAAGCGUGUUGCAGAUGAGAUUACCCGAUUCCUUCGCCAGGAUGGCUGGCCUGCGCUUUCCAUCCACGGUGACAAGCAGCAAAACGAGCGUGACUGGGUCUUGAACGAAUUCAAGCAGGGCAAGAGCCCCAUCAUGGUGGCCACUGACGUGGCUUCGCGUGGUAUUGAUGUGCGCGAUAUCACUCACGUGCUCAACUAUGAUUACCCCAACAACUCGGAGGACUAUGUCCACCGUAUUGGUCGUACCGCUCGUGCCGGUGCCAAGGGUACCGCCAUUACUUUCUUCACCACUGACAACUCUAAGCAGGCUCGUGACUUGGUUACUAUCCUCACCGAAGCUAAGCAGCAGGUCGACCCCCGUCUUGCCGAGAUGGUUCGCUACGGUGGCGGCGGCGGUGGUGGUCGCUGGGGUGGCCGUGGACGCGGUGGUGGUCGUGGACGUGGUGGCUACGGCGGCGGCGGUGGUUUCACUGCUUCCAACGCUGCUCCCGUCGGCGGCAACCGCCGUUGGUAG